This is a messenger RNA of Desarmillaria tabescens, 150 nucleotides long. RefSeq lists its product as uncharacterized. Lineage: Eukaryota; Fungi; Basidiomycota; Agaricomycetes; Agaricales; Physalacriaceae. The annotation marks the transcript as partial. The transcript has a single exon. The record is from RefSeq and is a predicted model, not a curated record.
UUGUGGACGGUCUUGGAGAUUCUACAGGAGAAAGGCAAACGAUACAAGGUGAAAUGGGCCGGUAUUGAUCCGGAAACCAAAAAACCAUGGGCGCCUUCUUGGGUGCACAAACACGAUUGUACGCCGGACCUUGUAGCGGAAUGGAAGAGG